UUGUGGUUAGUUCGUGUUUAGCCCUUAUUCGGUGUCGACGUUUUGACUUGUUUCGUGUGUGCGGAUUGUGUGAAUAAAAAUACAUAAUAAAAAAUGUAUGUGGAUAUACAUAAAAAUACAUACACAUACUUCUCUUUUGGAUAAAGCGGAUGUGUGUGGGCAUUUUAAUUGCAGUUUGCACGCCAUCUCAGCGUUUGGACAAACUAUUUGUUACAUCCAUAAAUAGUUAUACAUAUCUAUGUAUGUGUGCAUAUACUAUAAGUACAUAUGAAUGAAUGUAUGGUUUCAAAGGUGGCGUAUAGAAAGAGUGGCAAUCCUGCGACACUAGUUGCAAAGAAAAUCAAGGAUGAUUGUCGUAUGUAUUCAUAAUUACAGAUGGAUAAGCGUCGAUAAAAAUCCAGUUCCAUAGAUAUGUUAUGGAAUUUCGAGUACUGGAAUACAUAAUUACUUAUGUAUUAUGUACAUAGAUACAUAUGAAUGUAUUUUCGUUCAUAUCUUAAAAUAUGUACACUAAAGCUAACUGUCUACCUACAAUGAGAAAUUAACUCAUUCCAAUAAACUGAAAAAAAAAAAAUUAUCUUUAAAUAUAUAUACAUAGCAUGCCAACAUAAAAAUUAGUCCCUUUCAUUAAUUUAAUUACGCAAACACAAUUAUUAAGUUAAACAGUGUUAUUUAACGUGGAAAUAACUUAAACUGAUCACCUAAUAGCCUCUCGGUAUUCGAAUGCUAAUUAUGUGUAUGAAAUGUUUGUCUCUGAAUUCCUUGUUUCAAUGUGUGCACAAAAUUUGUUGCGUAAAAGCAGUAUCCCAAAAGAAAAGCGCACCACUGGAUAAAUUUGUUAGCACAUAAUGUAAAGAAAAAAAAAUUAGCAAUAGAAAAAUUACUGAAUGAAUAUACGCAACGGAAGUGAAAAUUUUAAGUUAACACAGUGCGUCAAUGGUGAUACCAAUUACAAAUUGAAUACAAUAUAGUAAUCAAAUUAUAAAAAAUACACAAUGUUAUUCCGAUUACUACCCGCAAAACGGAGAGACAGCAAGACUGAAAAUUCAUUCACGAGAGGAUGCGGAGAAGACGCCAACAGCAAAUGGCGACUUUGGAGCCCGCUCCGUGCGUUUAGUUGGCAACAAUAUCGAAGAACUUGUCUUACGAAUUGUCGUGUUGUGGCUAAUGGAUAUUUUUUGCUCCUGCUUUUCGCGAUCUUUUGCACACCUGGUUUACUCGCCCAACAGCAAAAGUUUCGUGUGACUCCAUAUGACCUUCAAGUGCUCGAAGGUGCAGAAGCUAUGAUGCGCUGUGAAGUAUCUAAUCAAGCGGGGGCAGUGCAGUGGACGAAAGAUGGAUUUGCUCUCGGCUUUUCAGCCGUUAUUCCUGGAUUUCCCCGGUAUUCGGUUUUAGGCGACCGAAAACAAGGUGUAUAUAAUUUACGAAUAUCUAAUGCUUCAAUCACUGACGAUGCAGAAUAUCAGUGUCAAGUUGGACCUGCACGACUUAACUCAGCCAUACGAGCAAACGCAAAGUUAACAGUGAUUUCUCCACCUGGGUUCAUUGAAAUACAAGGAUAUGCGCACAAUUCCAAAGUAGAAGUGAGAGAAAAUCAGGAUUUAUCGUUGAAUUGUAUUUUGGCAAAUGCAAAACCUGCUGCUCAAAUUAUUUGGUAUCGUGGUAACGUGGAAUUCAAACAAGGACACCGUGUGGAUAAAGUUGAAGAGACAUCGUCAAAGCGAUUUACUACGAAGUCCACUCUGAAUAUAAAGCCGAAUUCUGAAGAUGACUAUACGGAAUACACAUGCCAAGCAAAACACAAAGCGUUGCCCCCAGAUAUGCCGAUGCGUUCAACUGUCCAGCUGUCAGUUCUUUGUAAGUAAUUAAACUAAAAGUGGGAUUUGUUAUUGUUAUUGUGUCUUAUUAUAUUUUUAUUUCACCAGUC
Molecule: messenger RNA, 1927 nt
Organism: Rhagoletis pomonella (apple maggot)
Lineage: Eukaryota; Metazoa; Arthropoda; Insecta; Diptera; Tephritidae
Product: kin of IRRE-like protein 1
Exons: 5
Coding region: 996-1865 (289 amino acids)
Biological process (GO): cell-cell adhesion
Cellular component (GO): cell-cell junction
Molecular function (GO): cell adhesion molecule binding
Source: RefSeq, a predicted model, not a curated record